CAAAAAAUUGAACACACCAGCAGUGUGAGGAGACCUGAAAGUGGCACAUGGCAUGGAAGAGUGUGGCGAUGGAGACAGCAGCAAUGGGCGGCCGUACAGGGACCCAUUAGAGACUCUGGACUUGGCAGCAGCAUGAGUGCUGGCGGUAUAGGGGCCCAUGGGCAGAUUAGGGGCCUGGCAGCAGCUAUGGGAGGCCCGUAAUCUGCCAGCCACCCCGGUAUGUCAAAAAAUUGAACACACCAGCAGUGUGAGGAGACCUGAAAGUGGCCACAUGUAUCCACAUGGCAUGAGACACUAUGGACCUGGCAGCAGCAUGAGGAGGCGGUAGAGGGGCCCAUGGCAGAUUAGGGGCCUGGCAGCAGCUAUG
This is a messenger RNA of Staurois parvus, 367 nucleotides long. Lineage: Eukaryota; Metazoa; Chordata; Amphibia; Anura; Ranidae. The record is from the annotation of a GenBank genome assembly.